ACACACAGCGUUACUACCCCUAGAGCUGUGUACAUUCUAAGUCACCUGCGAACUGCAACAAUAAUGCAGCAUGAGUCGCGCAACAUGAAUCGCCAGCAGGACGCCAAGGGAGUAAUCUUGACCGGGUAUUUGAGCAAUAGUGAAGUUUCACCUCCCGCCUCAGUUGUCAAUAAUGCCGAAGAGAUCGAGUCUUCAUCGUUGAGUCGCAGGACAGGCCUCUACAGUGUCCAGAGCCGCCCCAAAAAGGCCUCAGGAAAGCCCCCAUACCACUGCUGUAACUCCCGGGACUCACUGGACGAGCUGUUCAUGGAUGAAUACUGGACAGAGGUGGAGAACAUCACCCUUAGCGGCGAGGGAAAGGGGGAUGCAGAGCCACAGGAGGUGGUUCAGCUGAAGUUGCCUGAUGAGGGGGAACAGGAGAAGGCAUGGCUGACUGAGGCAGGGCUGGCCUCUCUGUUUGACGAGUCGGCGUCGGACCCCGAGGAUAUGAUGGGGCUGUUGUUCACACUGACGCGCACACAGGCUGCCGCCGUAGAGAAACGUUUUGAAACCAUCAGGAAGAGGAACAAGCAGCACCACAUACCUGACGUCAGAGACAUCUUCAAACUCCCAGGCACACUGGAGUCAAAGGAGGAUGAAGCAAAGUCAACAGAGAGAAGUGAAAACAGAAAAAUGAAUAUUACGACAGAUGGUCAGGUGGUGGGGCAGGGGAAUGGGGAUGGCCCUUCUGAGCAGAGUGUGUCUGAACCUGAGACUGACAUCAACCUAGAGCUGUCCUUCUCUGAUCAGGCCCUCAGCUAUAAGGAGGACUCAAAGGCCAGAAGUGAGGCUCUGACGGACACAGACGAUACGCUACCUAACUUCAAGCUAAGCAGAGACAAGACUGGGCUGACCAAGAUGGGGGACCUGUCCCCUCAGGAUAUGAAGAAGGUGCACCGCCUGGUACUGAUAGAGAUGACCGCUCUGUUUGACACGGCAGGCAUCGACCUCAAGGCCCACAAAGCAGUCAAACUCAAGGUCAAAGAGUCUGGCCUGUUUGGAGUUCCCCUGGCCACCCUAUUGGAGCAGGACCAGAGGAGACAGCCAGGGACCAAGGUGCCAAUCAUACUGCAGAGGCUGAUCUUUCACAUAGAGGAGGAAGGUCUGGACACAGAGUGGCUUCUACGGAUACCCGGAUCAGCCACGAGAGUCAAGGCGGUGCAUGUGGAGCUGGAGGGGAAGUUCUAUGAGGGCCUGUUCUCAUGGGAGAGUCUGAAGCAGCACGAUGCAGCCAGCCUGCUCAAGCUCUUCAUCAGGGAGCUGCCCCACCCACUGCUCACUGUGGAGUACCUCAUUGCUUUCAUGGCAGUGCUCAAACUGCCCACUAAGACGCAACAGCUGCAGGCUCUCAACUUAGUGGUUCUGCUACUUCCAGAGUCCAGCCGUGAUGUACUGAAGGCGCUGAUGGAGUUCCUUCAGAGGGUCAUAGACCACAAAGAGCAGAACAAGAUGACCUUGAACAACGUUGCCGUGGUGAUGGCUCCAAACAUAUUCAUGUUUAAAGGCUUCCGCAACAAGAUCAGUAUGCAGCAGGAAUUAUCCAUGGCCACAGAGACCGCCAACAUCGUCAGACUGCUCAUCCGAUACCAAAACCUGCUCUGGACGAUUCCUAAAUUCAUAAUGAACCAAGUCAGGAAACAAAACACGGAGAACCAGAAGAAAAUUAGCAAAGAGCGUGCCAUGAGGAAACUCUUAAAGAAGAUUGCUUAUGACCGAGAGAAACCCGAAAAACAGGAGAAACCCCCCUCAGAGGCGGACAGUAGUUCUCAGGGCUUCAUCAGGGUCCAGGCCCCUCAGUUCUCUAAGGUCUCCAUGGCUGUCCAGUUGACUGAAGAGCUGCAGGCGUCUGACGUCCUCAGUCACUUCCUCAGCCAGAAGAGCUCUGUGUCUGUGAAGAGAGAAGACCUGUGCCUUUAUGAAAUAGGGGGCAAUAUCAAGGAGCGCUGUCUGGAUGAGGAUACCUAUAUGAAAGACCUGUUGGAGCUGAACCCCAGUGCAAAGUGGGUCAUCAAGUGGGUCAUCCAGAGAUAGGAUACUCACACCCUGCCAGCCAUGUCUUAAAGGUUCAAUGCAGCCAUUUUUAUCUCAAUAUCAAAUCAUUUCUGGGUAACAAAUAA
This is a messenger RNA of Oncorhynchus masou masou (cherry salmon), 2156 nucleotides long. Its product is annotated as rho GTPase-activating protein 18-like. Gene Ontology annotation, cellular component: cytoplasm. Gene Ontology annotation, molecular function: GTPase activator activity. Gene Ontology annotation, biological process: regulation of small GTPase mediated signal transduction; signal transduction; regulation of actin filament polymerization. The record is from RefSeq and is a predicted model, not a curated record. The transcript is spliced from 15 exons. The coding region runs from base 64 to 2070 and encodes 668 amino acids. NCBI's taxonomy places the organism in Eukaryota, Metazoa, Chordata, Actinopteri, Salmoniformes, Salmonidae.